UGGUAGCGAGAGGGCAGGCGGGCUGGCGCGCCCGGCAGGAGCUGGCCUGUCCUGGACUCAGCAUAACUAACGAAGCUGCUGCAGGAUGAGAAGAUGGCAGCGCGGCUGCUCGCACCACCAGGCCCUGACAGUUUCAAGCCUUUCACCCCUGAGUCGCUGGCAAACAUCGAGAGGCGCAUUGCUGAAAGCAAGCUCAAGAAGCCCCCAAAGGCGGAUGGCAGUCAUCGGGAAGAUGAUGAAGACAGCAAGCCCAAGCCAAACAGCGACUUGGAAGCAGGGAAGAGCUUGCCUUUCAUCUACGGGGACAUCCCCCAAGGCCUGGUUGCCGUCCCCCUGGAGGACUUUGACCCAUACUAUUUGACGCAGAAAACCUUUGUAGUAUUAAACAGAGGGAAAACUCUCUUCAGAUUUAGUGCCACGCCUGCCUUGUACAUUUUAAGUCCUUUUAACCUGAUAAGAAGAAUAGCUAUUAAAAUUUUGAUACAUUCAGUCUUCAGCAUGAUCAUCAUGUGCACUAUCCUGACCAACUGUGUAUUCAUGACCUUUAGUAACCCGCCCGACUGGUCGAAGAAUGUGGAGUACACAUUCACAGGGAUUUACACGUUUGAGUCACUAGUGAAAAUCAUCGCAAGAGGUUUCUGCAUAGACGGCUUCACCUUCUUACGAGACCCAUGGAACUGGUUAGACUUCAGUGUCAUCAUGAUGGCAUAUGUGACAGAGUUUGUGGACCUGGGCAAUGUCUCAGCGCUGAGAACGUUCAGGGUUCUCCGAGCUUUGAAAACUAUCUCUGUCAUUCCAGGCCUGAAGACAAUUGUAGGCGCCCUCAUUCAGUCUGUGAAGAAGCUGUCUGAUGUGAUGAUCUUGACCGUGUUCUGCUUGAGUGUUUUCGCCCUGAUUGGCCUGCAGCUGUUCAUGGGGAAUCUUCGAAACAAGUGUGUGGUGUGGCCCAUAAACUUUAACGAGAGCUAUCUUGAAAAUGGCACCAGAGGCUUUGACUGGGAAGAAUACAUCAACAAUAAAACAAACUUUUACACGGUUCCUGGUAUGCUGGAACCCUUGCUCUGUGGGAACAGUUCCGAUGCUGGGCAAUGCCCAGAGGGAUACCAGUGUAUGAAAGCAGGAAGGAACCCCAACUAUGGCUACACAAGCUUCGACACUUUCAGCUGGGCCUUCUUGGCAUUAUUUCGCCUUAUGACCCAGGACUACUGGGAGAACUUGUAUCAGUUGACCUUACGAGCGGCUGGGAAAACAUACAUGAUCUUCUUUGUCUUGGUCAUCUUUGUGGGUUCUUUCUACUUGGUGAACUUAAUCUUGGCUGUGGUGGCCAUGGCUUACGAAGAGCAGAACCAGGCAACGUUGGAAGAGGCCGAGCAAAAAGAAGCUGAGUUCAAAGCAAUGCUGGAGCAGCUCAAGAAGCAGCAGGAAGAAGCCCAGGCUGCUGCGAUGGCCACUUCAGCAGGCACUGUCUCAGAAGAUGCCAUUGAAGAAGAAGGUGAAGAUGGUGUUGGCUCUCCACGGAGCUCAUCUGAACUUUCUAAACUCAGCUCAAAGAGUGCCAAGGAGCGGAGGAACAGGCGGAAGAAGAGGAAGCAGAAGGAGCUCUCUGAGGGGGAGGAGAAAGGAGACCCCGAGAAAGUGUUUAAGUCAGAGUCAGAAGAUGGUAUGAGAAGGAAGGGCUUCCGGCUGCCAGACAACAGGAUAGGGAGGAAGUUUUCCAUCAUGAAUCAGUCGCUGCUGAGCAUCCCAGGCUCACCCUUCCUCUCCCGCCACAACAGCAAAAGCAGCAUCUUCAGCUUCCGGGGCCCCGGGAGGUUCCGAGACCCUGGCUCAGAGAACGAGUUCGCAGACGACGAGCACAGCACGGUGGAAGAGAGCGAGGGCCGGCGCGACUCGCUCUUCAUCCCCAUCCGGGCCCGGGAGCGCCGCAGCAGCUACAGCGGCUACAGCGGCUACAGCCAGUGCAGCCGCUCCUCACGCAUCUUCCCCAGCCUGCGGCGCAGCGUGAAGCGCAACAGCACCGUGGACUGCAAUGGCGUGGUGUCGCUCAUCGGGCCUGGCUCCCACAUCGGGCGGCUCCUGCCUGAGGCAACAACUGAGGUGGAAAUCAAGAAGAAAGGCCCUGGGUCUCUCUUAGUCUCCAUGGACCAGCUUGCCUCCUAUGGACGGAAGGAUAGAAUCAAUAGCAUAAUGAGUGUCGUCACAAAUACGCUAGUGGAAGAGCUGGAAGAGUCUCAGAGAAAAUGCCCACCAUGCUGGUAUAAGUUUGCCAACACUUUCCUCAUCUGGGAAUGUCACCCCUACUGGAUAAAACUGAAAGAGAUUGUGAACUUGAUCGUCAUGGACCCUUUUGUAGACUUAGCCAUCACCAUCUGCAUUGUUCUGAAUACACUGUUUAUGGCAAUGGAGCAUCAUCCCAUGACACCACAAUUCGAGCACGUCUUGGCCGUAGGAAAUCUGGUGUUCACUGGGAUUUUCACGGCAGAAAUGUUCCUGAAGCUCAUAGCCAUGGAUCCCUACUAUUAUUUCCAAGAAGGCUGGAACAUUUUUGACGGAUUUAUUGUCUCCCUCAGUUUGAUGGAGCUGGGUCUCGCAGAUGUGGAGGGGCUGUCAGUGCUGCGCUCUUUCCGACUGCUCCGAGUCUUCAAAUUGGCCAAGUCCUGGCCCACCCUGAACAUGUUGAUCAAGAUCAUUGGGAACUCCGUUGGUGCCCUGGGCAACCUGACCUUGGUGCUGGCCAUCAUUGUCUUCAUCUUCGCCGUGGUGGGGAUGCAGCUCUUCGGGAAGAGCUACAAGGAGUGCGUGUGCAAGAUCAACCAGGACUGCGAGCUGCCACGCUGGCACAUGAAUGACUUCUUCCACUCCUUCCUUAUUGUCUUUCGCGUGCUGUGCGGGGAGUGGAUCGAGACCAUGUGGGACUGCAUGGAGGUGGCCGGCCAGGCCAUGUGCCUCAUUGUCUUUAUGAUGGUCAUGGUCAUUGGCAACCUGGUGGUGCUGAACCUAUUUCUGGCCUUGCUUCUGAGCUCCUUCAGUGCAGACAAUCUGGCAGCCACAGAUGACGAUGGGGAGAUGAACAAUCUGCAGAUCUCCGUCAUCCGAAUCAAGAAGGGGGUGGCUUGGACCAAAGUAAAGGUGCACGCCUUCAUACAGGCGCACUUUAAGCAGCGGGAGGCGGACGAGGUAAAACCUCUAGAUGAACUCUACGAAAAGAAGGCCAAUUGCAUCGCCAACCACACUGGUGUGGACAUCCACCGGAAUGGCGACUUCCAGAAGAAUGGCAACGGAACAACCAGCGGCAUCGGCAGCAGUGUGGAGAAGUACAUCAUUGAUGAGGACCAUAUGUCCUUCAUCAACAACCCAAACUUGACCGUUCGGGUGCCCAUUGCUGUGGGCGAGUCUGAUUUUGAGAACCUCAACACCGAGGACGUUAGCAGCGAGUCAGACCCUGAAGGCAGCAAAGAUAAACUGGAUGACACCAGCUCCUCUGAGGGAAGCACCAUCGAUAUCAAGCCUGAGGUGGAAGAAGUCCCUGUGGAGCAGCCUGAGGAAUACUUGGAUCCGGACGCCUGCUUCACAGAGGGUUGUGUCCAGCGGUUCAAGUGCUGCCAGGUCAACAUUGAGGAAGGGCUAGGCAAGUCCUGGUGGAUCCUUCGGAAAACCUGCUUCCUCAUCGUAGAGCACAAUUGGUUUGAGACCUUCAUCAUCUUCAUGAUCCUGCUCAGCAGUGGUGCCCUGGCCUUCGAGGACAUCUACAUUGAGCAGAGGAAGACCAUCCGCACCAUCCUGGAGUACGCAGACAAGGUCUUCACCUACAUCUUCAUCCUGGAGAUGCUGCUCAAAUGGACAGCCUAUGGCUUCGUCAAGUUCUUCACCAAUGCCUGGUGCUGGCUGGACUUCCUCAUCGUGGCUGUGGUGGUGAAUGCCUUGGUGGGCGCCAUCCCCUCCAUCAUGAAUGUGCUGCUGGUGUGUCUCAUCUUCUGGCUGAUUUUCAGCAUUAUGGGAGUCAACCUGUUCGCGGGAAAGUACCACUACUGCUUCAAUGAGACCUCAGAAAUCCGCUUUGAAAUUGAAAUCGUCAACAAUAAAACGGACUGUGAGAAGCUCAUGGAGGGCAACAACACAGAGAUCAGGUGGAAGAACGUGAAGAUCAACUUCGACAACGUGGGGGCCGGGUACCUGGCCCUCCUUCAGGUGGCAACCUUCAAAGGCUGGAUGGACAUCAUGUAUGCAGCUGUAGAUUCCCGAAAGCCGGACGAGCAGCCGAAGUAUGAGGACAACAUCUACAUGUACAUCUACUUCGUCAUCUUCAUCAUCUUUGGCUCCUUCUUCACCCUCAACCUGUUCAUUGGUGUCAUCAUCGAUAACUUCAAUCAACAGAAGAAAAAGUUUGGAGGCCAGGACAUCUUCAUGACGGAGGAGCAGAAGAAGUACUACAACGCCAUGAAGAAGCUGGGCUCCAAGAAGCCCCAGAAGCCCAUCCCCCGCCCCCUGAACAAAGUCCAAGGGAUUGUCUUUGAUUUUGUCACUCAACAAGCCUUUGACAUCGUGAUCAUGAUGCUCAUCUGCCUUAACAUGGUGACGAUGAUGGUGGAGACAGACACUCAGAGCAAGCAGAUGGAGAACAUUCUCUACUGGAUCAAUCUGGUCUUCGUCAUCUUCUUCACCUGUGAGUGUGUGCUCAAGAUGUUUGCCUUGAGGCACUACUACUUCACCAUUGGCUGGAACAUCUUUGACUUCGUGGUGGUCAUCCUCUCCAUUGUGGGAAUGUUCCUGGCUGAUAUCAUUGAGAAAUACUUUGUUUCCCCAACUCUAUUCCGAGUCAUCCGAUUGGCCCGCAUUGGGCGCAUCUUGCGUCUGAUCAAAGGUGCCAAAGGGAUUCGUACCCUGCUCUUUGCCUUAAUGAUGUCAUUGCCUGCCCUAUUCAACAUUGGCCUUCUGCUCUUCCUCGUUAUGUUCAUUUUCUCCAUCUUUGGGAUGUCCAAUUUUGCAUAUGUGAAACACGAGGCUGGCAUCGAUGACAUGUUCAACUUCGAGACAUUUGGCAACAGCAUGAUCUGCCUGUUUCAGAUCACAACCUCGGCUGGUUGGGAUGGCCUGCUGCUGCCAAUCCUAAACCGCCCCCCUGACUGCAGCCUAGACAAGGAACACCCAGGAAGUGGCUUCAAAGGGGACUGCGGGAACCCCUCAGUGGGCAUCUUCUUCUUUGUCAGCUACAUCAUUAUCUCCUUCCUGAUCGUGGUGAACAUGUACAUUGCCAUCAUCUUGGAGAACUUCAGUGUGGCCACAGAAGAGAGUGCGGAUCCUCUGAGUGAGGAUGACUUUGAGACCUUCUAUGAGAUCUGGGAGAAGUUUGACCCUGACGCCACCCAGUUCAUCGAGUACUGUAAACUGGCAGACUUUGCAGAUGCCCUGGAGCAUCCUCUCCGAGUGCCCAAGCCCAACACCAUCGAGCUCAUCGCCAUGGACCUGCCCAUGGUAAGCGGGGAUCGCAUCCACUGCUUGGACAUCCUUUUCGCCUUUACCAAGCGAGUCCUGGGAGACAGCGGGGAGCUGGACAUCCUGCGGCAGCAGAUGGAGGAGCGGUUUGUGGCAUCCAAUCCUUCCAAAGUGUCCUACGAGCCUAUCACAACCACUCUGCGGCGCAAGCAGGAAGAGGUGUCCGCGGUGGUCCUGCAGCGUGCCUACAGGGGACAUUUGGCUAGGCGGGGCUUCAUCUGCAGAAAGAUUACCUCCAGUAAGCUGGAGAACGGAGGCCCGCACCGGGAGAAGAAGGAAAGCACUCCAUCCACAGCCUCGCUCCCCUCUUAUGACAGCGUAACAAAACCUGACAAGGAGAAGCAGCAACGGGCAGAGGAAGGAAGAAGGGAAAGAGCCAAGAGGCAAAAAGAGGUCAGAGAGUCCAAGUGUUAGAGGAUAGCAGGAAUGGGGCUUACACUGGCCUAGCACGGGCAAGUGAAAGCUUGUUUACGAAUUUCCGGAUCUCACGGAUACAGAGCAGCUGUGGAGACGCUGUGCCGCAAGACCUAGACCAAACAGUCUGCUUCCAUGGGACACGGUUGCAUCUUGAGCAGUGACCUGCCGAGGGCAAAGGACCCUGCUCCCUGGACUCAAGAUUUUCUAUUGCUUGGACAGGUGGUUACUGCAUGUUCCACACUCAGUCAAUGCAAUUUAGGACUACACUAACAGGAUACAAAACAAAGGCGGCUGCCGGGACCAGCAGAUUGCCGUGCAGCCAAACGGAUUUUAUUUUUUCAUUUGUUAAUUUUCAGAAACAGAAAGCAUCAUUUUAAAAGUUUGUUUGUUCAUGCAAACAAAUUUUGCAUUCUUACGUUAAGCUAAGCAGCAAAAAGAAACACACACACACACACACACAUUCAGCCAAUGUCACUAAUUGUCUAUUUCUUUGACAUAAACAGCAUCUUCUCCACAUGGGCGUCACGUGGUUUGGAGAUGGGUGGGGGAAACAAUCAGGGUUUUUCAGGCUGAGGAGGACUUGCUCAGGCCAAUUCCAAACAUUGUGCUCGUUCAAUGCGUAGAAAUGAUUUGCAUGAUGGCAUGCCGUGAUCAGAAGUCAUGCAUGAGAUCCAUACACACAAGACACUGUUAAUCCUGCCCCUGCAUUGGGUCAGCCUUUGGACAGGACCCAGCACUGCACCGUUCACUGUAUUUGGAGAAAUGGUAAGAGUUCCAUACCGGCUGCAAUUAUUUCUGAGUUCUUAGAAGUCUUUCAUACACCUCUGGGUAGGGAAACAUAACUAACCAAUUGACCACCACCACCAACAGAACCAAUCCAACCCAACAAGCAGAUGGAUCCGUUGUGUGUACAUGUUUAACAGACAUCUCAACAUACAGCCAUUGUUGCACAUUUUGCAAGGUAAACUAUCUAAUGCUGCUCUGUCCAGAACAUGGGGAGACUCUGGCCCCGAAUGGCUUGUACUAUUAAUGUCACUGUAAAACCAAAUCCUAGGGCUAAAAAACAAAAAAAACAAAAAACAAAAAAAAAAAAAAGAAAAAGAGUUCAUUUGUAUCUCGCAAUAUUAUAAUGAUUGUUUAGCCUUCAUCCUGGGGAACUGACACUUGGGUCGAGGUAAAAGUGCUAUUCAUAGUAGCAUGGUUAUCUCUAGGAGGCCUUGGGGGGAACUUACAGAAACCUUUCUCUGGGGAUCACGGGGUGCUCACAUCAUUUGGUGUCGUGUCUGUCUACAUUACGGCUUUUCUCAGGCUCAGGUAGAUGUGGGAAGGGGUUCAGGAACUCUAGACCUGCAGAGGGAUUAUCACAUGUUCCCAUCUGCUGGUUCUUCCUGCCUCCAUCACAUUCCUCCAGCCAGUGGGACUUCCCUUCCCAGCUGUCCAGGGCUGGGUAAAGGCAGCAGCGUUGCUUGGGGUAUGGCUAUGAGCUCUUCCGUUUGUGAUCUUCAGAAUAAUGGUCACUAGCAGAACCUGAGGUAGAGAUGGAGCCAGCUCUGGGCCGAGCCCACUUAGUCUUGUUACUGUGCUGGCUUUUGUGAGAAAGGGACUCCGUAGUAAUUCUUUCGGGUGUUGCAGCUUCCCUGGCGUUUCCUUUCUGUCCACCUUGCUGUCUGCUUAGUGGCCUGCCCACUGUCGUCGGGAGAUGGCUUCUGAGGAAGCACCAUAUCUUCCAUCCCAUCUCCUGCUUUGCAGAAGGCAGCUGUUAGUCCAGGGGCAUUUCACCUGACCACAGGGUUCCAAAGCCAGGACGCCACACUUGAGCAUCAGAAAGUCUCUCCGAACCAAGUCAGCGCCAUCCUUCCUGAGCGUAGGGUAGAGGGAAGUGAGCAGUCCACCACUAGACACACUAGACCGAUCUGCCUUGCAGUAGAAGCACUUUGGAUGUAAUCUCAGAGUCCACUCAACUAGUUUUGAAUAGAGCAAACCACAGCCAGUCAGUGAGCAGAGCUUUCUCUCCUGUAGACACUGUCCGGCUGUCCUAAGCGUGCUGAGAGCAGCCUGGAAGUGUAUCCGUGCCGCUGCUGCUAGAGCGAAUGUAGAGAACCACGUACAGUGAUGUCGUACACAGCACAAAACAGAAGCUGACGUGUGUGGUUAUUCUUUUUAAGAGAAUUAUAAAUACUGUAAUAUAUAAUUUUAUUUUAUUGGCAUGCCUUUUGUAAAUACAAAUUACUACCUUAUUAAAUAGGAAAUGGCUUCUGGCUUAUGCCAUUGUCAUGUUUAUUUUUAUUUUUUAUACUUUCUUUCUUCUUAGAACUAGAUGCUGUCAGCCAAUGUACACCCCAACCAGACAGACAGACAAAAAAUUUUUUAUUGCUAAUGGUCUUUUCCAAAACAACAAAAAUAUAUUUUUGUUCCAAUGUGCAAUAAAUUCUAACCACUUCUAUGCAAGAUUUGGCUAAACUUAAUCAUUGUUCUUAGAUCUCGAGAUGGGCAACAGCUAUUUGAUCCUGCUAGGAACACCAAGCGCCAUGCUAGUACUGUCGUUAAGCUACUAGAGCCUAGAUCUGACCAUCCUCCCCUGCUCCUGACCCCUCAGUAGGUAUCUCACACCCUCAGAGAGCGAGAGAGAGCUUCAGGGAAGAAGCCACCCCCACCCACUGAUUAGCCCUCACCUGCUGCCCCUCCCCCUCCUUCCCUCCUCCCUCCCUCGCUCUCUGUCCACCCGCUCCACACUUCUGUUUCGUAGGCCACCAUCACCAGCAGUUCACACCGCAGUCAGCAGGCAUUGAACCUAAAGAAUGGCUAUGGCAGUUUUUGGUUGGUCUCUUUUUUUGUUUCGUGUCCUCACAGAGUGAGCAAGUGGCAGCGCUUUGCCAAAUA
This is a messenger RNA of Arvicola amphibius (Eurasian water vole), 8790 nucleotides long. It is a transcript of the gene Scn8a, whose product is annotated as sodium voltage-gated channel alpha subunit 8. The record is from RefSeq and is a predicted model, not a curated record. The transcript has 26 exons. Bases 94 to 5907 code for a protein of 1937 amino acids. Gene Ontology annotation, molecular function: voltage-gated sodium channel activity; protein binding. Gene Ontology annotation, cellular component: axon; plasma membrane; voltage-gated sodium channel complex. Lineage: Eukaryota; Metazoa; Chordata; Mammalia; Rodentia; Cricetidae. Gene Ontology annotation, biological process: neuronal action potential; sodium ion transmembrane transport; membrane depolarization during action potential.